This is a messenger RNA of Brassica napus (rape), 621 nucleotides long. RefSeq names its product secreted RxLR effector protein 161-like. The transcript has a single exon. Bases 1 to 621 code for a protein of 206 amino acids. The record is from RefSeq and is a predicted model, not a curated record. Lineage: Eukaryota; Viridiplantae; Streptophyta; Magnoliopsida; Brassicales; Brassicaceae.
AUGGAGAUGACAAAGGAGUUCGAGAUGACCGACAUUGGAUUAAUGUCAUACUACCUUGGCAUUGAAGUAAAGCAAGAAGAAAAUGGAAUCUUCAUUACUCAGGAAGGCUAUGCAAAAGAGGUGCUUAAGAAGUUCAAGAUGAAUGAUUCAAAUCCAGUUUGCACGCCAAUGGAAUGUGGAGUCAAGUUGUCAAAGGAAAAAGAAGGAGAGAGUGUGGAUCCAACACUCUUUAAGAGUUUAGUUGGAAGCUUACGAUAUCUAACGUGCACAAGGCCCGACAUCCUAUACGCAGUUGGAGUUGUCAGUCGAUACAUGGAGCAUCCAACAACAACUCAUUUCAAGGCAGCUAAGAGGAUCCUACGCUAUAUCAAAGGUACAAUCAACUUUGGCUUGUACUACUCCAUCUCUGAAGAUUACAGGCUUGUUGGAUAUAGCGAUAGCGAUUGGGGUGGAGACGUAGAUGACCGGAAAAGCACAAGUGGCUUCGUGUUUUUCAUUGGAGAAACCGCUUUCACAUGGAUGUCAAAGAGGCAACCAAUAGUCACCCUUUCUACUUGUGAAGCGGAGUAUGUGGCAGCUCUUCAUGUGUUUGCCAUGCUAUUUGGCUACGAAACUUGUUAA